This is a messenger RNA of Musca domestica (house fly), 1451 nucleotides long. RefSeq names its product ornithine decarboxylase 1-like. NCBI's taxonomy places the organism in Eukaryota, Metazoa, Arthropoda, Insecta, Diptera, Muscidae. Gene Ontology annotation, molecular function: ornithine decarboxylase activity. Gene Ontology annotation, cellular component: cytoplasm. The record is from RefSeq and is a predicted model, not a curated record. The transcript is spliced from 8 exons. Bases 152 to 1396 code for a protein of 414 amino acids.
AGUUCCAAUAAUCCAAAUAAAUUAUUAAUUUAAAAUUAGAACGUUGUUUAGAAAAGAACAAAUCCAAUUGAAAUUAAUAGUGUUUGAAAAGUGCAAAACAGAGUGUGAAUCUACGUUAUAUAUAUUUGGCAAAACUCAAUAACAACAAAAAAUGAUAAAAGGCAACCGAAUUGAAUUCUAUAACAAUAAAAUCAACAUUCAAAAAGUGAUUGAAGAGCAAGGCUUGCAAGACACCGAUGAGGCAUUGUUUGUGUGCGAUCUAAAUGAUCUUCGCAGGAAAUAUGAGAUAUGGAAUCAGCUGAUGCCACGAGUUAAGCCCUAUUAUGCUGUAAAGUGUAAUGAUGAUCCGGUGGUUCUCAAAACCUUAGCUGAUUUGGGUGCCAAUUUCGAUUGUGCCUCAAUGGGUGAAAUAAAAUUGGUUCUGGCUGAGAAUGUUGAGCCCGAACGCAUUAUAUUUGCCCAGCCGUGUAAGCCAUUGACACAUGUGGCCUAUGCCAAGGCGAAGGGUGUUAUGACCUCUAUCGUUGAUUCAGAAUAUGAAAUACUGAAGUUACAUCAGCAUUUUCCGGAAUCCAAUUUGGUAAUACGCAUUCGUUGCGAUGCCACCGAUGUCAAAUUGUCUUUUGGUGAAAAAUUUGGUUGCAAUGUCAAGACAGAGGCUCCGGCUUUAAUGUUACUAGCCAAAGAAUUGAAUUUAAAGGUAAUUGGUAUUAGUUUCCAUGUGGGUACCGGUUGCAAUGAGCUGCCAGCAUAUGAUCGGGCAAUCACUGAAUCGAAAAUUCUUUUUGAUUUUGGUACGAAACUCGGAUUCAAUAUGAGCCUCUUGGAUAUUGGUGGGGGAUUUCCGGGCAGUGAUAAUGUGACGUUCAAAAAGAUCUCUGAUAUUGUGUGCCGUUCUCUGGAACGCAAUUUCCCAGAGGACAAUGUGAACAUCAUUGCGGAGCCUGGAAGAUAUUUUGUGGAGUCGGCUUACACUUUGAUUUGUAAGGUGCAUUCGAAGCGGGAGGCGAAAUCUUGCGAUGGUGGCAUAAUCAAGCAUUAUUAUUUGAAUGAUGGGGUCUAUGUGUCAUUCAACAAUGUCGUGACGGAAAAUUAUAAAGUUGUCGUCGAACAUUUGUUGGAUAACAAAAAUAUUACGCCAACGUUUAAUUCAAUUUUGUGGGGUCCAACUGGAGACUCUUUGGAUAAGGUUGGAGAAAAUCUCGAUUUGCCCGAUUUGAAGUGUGGAGAUUUCUUGAUUUUCCCCAAUAUGGGUGCCUAUAGCUUACCGCUGUCGACACGUUUCAAUGGGUUUGGAUCGCCAAAUAUUAUAUAUUUUGAUAGAACCAUCUUAACGGAGGAUAAUGUCGAGGAGAAAUUUAGAAGCAUGCGCAUUACUUCAUAUCCGGGCGUUUAAAUCAAUACAAAAACAUUAUAAUGGACAUUUUCAAAGCAAUAAUAAAACCUUAGAA